AUGACGGACAACAACAAGAAUGGCAAGAAGCCCGAGGAGAAACCUCUAAGUGAAGAAACCCGCGAAGACCUGCGCCGCAUGACAGCCAGCCUCACUGAUCAAACCACCAUCGAGACGCUCUCCCGUGCCGGUAUGAUGGCCAAGAAUAAGAGAGAGCAGUCGCACUUCACUCGUGAGAAAGCGGUCGCCCGCGUCGAGGCUGGGGAGAAGAAGGAGGCUGUCCCGCCUUACAAGAUCAACCAAGAUACACAGACAUAG
Fusarium redolens is the source of this 258-nucleotide messenger RNA. RefSeq lists its product as uncharacterized. The transcript is spliced from 2 exons. The coding region runs from base 1 to 258 and encodes 85 amino acids. Lineage: Eukaryota; Fungi; Ascomycota; Sordariomycetes; Hypocreales; Nectriaceae. The record is from RefSeq and is a predicted model, not a curated record.